UCGCCUCUACCUGCAGCCGGUGGGCGCCGCCAAUUAUUCACCAACUUCUUCAUCAGCGCGUCAGCUCAGAGCGCGGUGAGAGCGCUCCGCAUCUGACUGCGCUGGGGCAUUUUCAUACCUUCAUCUGCGCUUCUUUACUUCUCCUGCCUGCACAACAGUUUAACUGUGACAGAACCCCCGAAAGAGAAGCGAGAUUCUGCAGCUUAAUGUUGGAUAUUUUCCUGGCGCAGUAACUCUUGAGUGUAUUCCUCAUUAGACCACCUUGAAACCAUGUAAGUGCGCGGCGACAGACACAGCACGGCGAUAAUGAAGAGGUUAACCACACCUUUGAGAGCGGACAUCACUUCUCUAGCCACUUGACCGACUUUGUUGCGCAUUAAGAUGCGCCCGACUGAAGAGGAGGUGGACUUUUGCGCACUCCUUGGCGGACACUUCCCAGAGAGCGUUGACUGAUCCGCGCCGUCAGAGAAAAAAACAAUUGGACCUCCUAUGAUUUUAAGAAACAAUCCCACUCGGUGUUGGCUGAGGUCGUUACAUUGAAGUUUGUUGAAGGGGGAGAAAAAAAAAAUCUCCGUGUGGAAUUGCAGCGAUCAACAUGACGGCUCGUCUCUCACGGAUCCAGCUGGCCCUGUUCUUUAUUUUGCUCUGUCCGGUCAACAUCAUCGGACUGUGGUGGGCAGUGGGAAGCCCUUUGGUCAUGGACCCCAACAGCAUAUGCAGGAAAGCGAAGCGCCUGGCAGGGAAGCAGGCUGAGUUGUGCCAGACUCAACCAGAAAUCGUCAGCGAGGUGGCCAAAGGAGCGAGGCUGGGUGUCAGAGAAUGCCAGUACCAGUUCAGGUACCGCAGGUGGAAUUGCACAAGCCACAACAAAUACUUUGGCAAAGUACUACAGCAAGAUAUCCGGGAGACAGCAUUUGUCUAUGCCAUCACAGCAGCAGGGGUGACACACGCCGUGACCCAAGCCUGCAGCAUGGGAGAACUCCUUCAAUGUGGAUGUGAAGCGACCAGAAACAAAGCUCCUCCAAGGCCGCCUUCAUCUUCCUCAUCUGGGGACGGGGUUAAAUGGGAGUGGGGCGGUUGUGGCGAUGAUGUCGAGUUUGGUUAUGAAAUGUCCAAAAAGUUUAUGGAUGCCAAGAGGAGGAGAGGGAAAAGUGAUAUCAGGACUCUCAUUAACCUUCACAACAAUGAGGCUGGGAGGCUGGCCGUGAAACUCCACAUGCGGACUGAAUGCAAGUGCCACGGACUGUCAGGCUCAUGCACCUUGCGCACGUGCUGGAAAAAGAUGCCUCAUUUCCGUGAAGUGGGCGACCGCCUGCUGGAUCGCUUCAACGGUGCUUCCAAGGUGAUGGGUGGCAACGAUGGGAAGACCCUGAUACCCGUCGGCCAGAACAUAAAGCCUCCAGACAAGCAGGAUUUGAUAUACUCUGAUGAGUCUCCAGACUUUUGCCUUGCGAAUCGGAAAACGGGCUCGCUGGGAACAAGGGGGCGCAUGUGCAACAGCACGGCCAUGGACAUCAGCGGCUGUGACUUGCUGUGCUGCGAGCGAGGCUACAGGGAGGAGACGGUGGUGUUUGAGGAGAACUGCCUGUGCCGCUUCCAUUGGUGUUGCGUUGUCCAGUGUAAAAAGUGCAUGGUGCGAAAAGAGCUUAGUCUGUGUCACUGAUGAACUGAGGUAAAAAGUAUUCAUAUAUGUUAAUUAUAACCACUUCUGUUACUUUUUAGGUUUUUGCUUUUGUAUUGUUGAUGUGAAAGAAGGAAAGGAUGUAGACUUCCAUGGUUAUCCAUUUUAUAUUUUUUUACAGCCAAAUAACAUAUGUGACACCUUUCAUUUGACAUUUAAAACAUUGUUGUUGGAGUUUUAUGAGUUCUGAACAAAUUGAAAACCUUCUAAACUACCUACUAUCUGUUUUGUUUUGUUUUUUCAGUUAUUUUUUGUCCACGGACCAAAGAAUGUUUUCUUCCAUUAAAUAAAGGGUAGAAUACAUGGAGGGUCUAUUAUUGACUAGCUAGGCAAGUUUAAUGACUGGUUCACAUGGUGAGAUUUUCAAAUCUCAGAGACUCCUCUUAGGUAAUAACAGGUUUGGACCUACAUUGUGUGGCAUACUACAACACACAGACUUCACUCACAAACAUUCAGAUGUCAGAUGGAAAAUUCCGCAAAACAUGAAACAUUGCUGACUGGGAAGAACCAAUGGCAGUAGUUUAAGGAUUACGUUUAGCAAAAAAAACAAAAAACAGUAGUAUCUCCAACUUCUGCCUGUCUUUCUGGUGUACUGUGGCAGCUUUGUCUUCUGUAUUCUGACUCCUCCUCCAUGUUUCUGUCAACUUGCUUUCUGAUUAGUUACAUGUCACAUUCAACAGGCUGCUUAUCCACGGGGAACACCCUACAUCACAAGUUAGAACAUUGGGCCAAGACAAUCCAACAUGUUGAAUAUCCCAGAUUUGAGGUCAAUGCAGUCCUGAUGUCCUUCCAAGCAGUCUAGAUCACUCUUAACACACCACACAUUGCAGAAAUAUCUCAUAAUAUUAUCUCCAGAGUCACCACAAUAUCCAGAGUCUUUAAGAUUGUCAAAAGGUGAAAGAUCAGGGCAAAAAAUUUGCAUUCAUAUCUUCCUGUGUGAACCAGGCUCAAGUCUCCUCCCUCCACAACAUUUAUAACAGAGCUCAGUGUAGCUGUCAAACCAAAGAGGUGUCCGGAUCAGUAAAAGUAUUUCUCUGAUGUAUUCAAUACAAAAUGGCAACGAACCACACCAGUUAUGCUAUAAACCUGCAAGGUUGUAGAGAGUAUGUUUUGUACUGUUUGUUAUUUAAAUUUCUUCAAAGACAUUGUGGUCUAUUUUCAAUAUGCUGUAGGAUAAUCAAAACAUAAAGCAUUAUGGAUAUUAAUGUCAACAUUCAAGUACUUUGUUUCAUUUUAAUAUAUGUGUUGAUGGAAUUACUGGUAUUACCAUUGUAGUAAUUUUUUUUGUCUUCUAUAAAUCACAAGUAACAAGAAAAACUCACACUUGACAGUUGAAAACUACAUUUAUCUGAUUUUUUUAAUGUUUGGAUUAUGUUUUUUAUCUUUAAAUAUUUGCAGUGCAAAGGUAUUCACAGCCCUUGAACUUUUACACUUUUGAUAAUUUUAAAAACUCUGACUUCAUGUAUUAUGAUAGAGAUUUUAUGUGCUAGACCAACACAUAUUAGCGCAUAUUUGGAUAAAAGGUAUGAAAAUUAUGCAUUUUCAUUUUUUUUUUUUAUUUUUUCACAAAUACAAGCGCUAUUUGUGUGAAGUGCAUUUCUAUUUACCCUCCUUUACUCUGAUACCUCUAAAUAAAGUUCAAUUCAGAAUCUCUGGCAAUAUUUUGCUGUUAACAGUUUCCAAUCUGACUGAGAUUGAGCUAUUACAAAAAGUAAGCAAAAAACUCAGAUCCAGAUGUGCACAACUAUUAGAUAUACCUCAAAACCAAGAUGAUUUAAGCUGUAAAUAUAAUGAUAAAGGGUUCUUAAAUGCAUGACAUUUUUUCAGAUUUCAAUAUGUUUUGCUUUCCAUCCUUUUUCAACUCUUCAACUUGAAGUGUCUUUGUGUUGGUCUGUUGCAUAAAAUCCCCCAAAACGCAUUUUGGACUCUGUGGCUAUAACACAACAAAAUGUGGAGAAAUUCAAGAAACAUAAGACAAGAACAAUUUUCUUUUACCUACAGCAAGAGUUUCUUCAAAAGACAAAGGAAAGACCAAUCGAAUCCUAUCUAAACAUGUUAAAACAUUCUUAAAAACAUCUACAGAUAUGUACAUAUGGCAGGAAAGUGGUUGGGGUUAAUCGAAUGGGCUAACCAAGUCUGAUUUUCAACAUUGUUUGUUUUUAAGGCUUUAUGGACUAGAAAAGUAAAGUUUUUGACACAUUUCUCCUGCAAGGACUGAUCAACCUUAAGUAGACCAAACAAGUGCAUGAUUCAGGAUCACAACAGAAAUUUGUAUAAUUCUCCUGCAUAUUUUGGCUGGAAAUCAAAUGAAAAAACUGUCACCUACAACUCACUCAUUACAUUUACAAAAACAUGUAAAAUUGGUGGUUUCCUCAGUAGUAAAAGCAGAGCCCUUAUUUUCAUUAUCUUGUGGCAUCAAGAAAUCAUUUCCGUUGGUUAUUUUUCAUUUGAUUCUUAUACAGAGCUAUUAAAAUAAUGCACUUUGGUUGUUAGCUGUUUUGUGAGACUUUGCCUAAUGUAUGUGUGUCUAUAUGCUUAUGUGUGAGAAUUUGUACUGAAAAACCUACCCACGAUUAUAAAAGUUGGCCAGUUAUGAGCAUAACCUUCUGUGUAGAUAAAGAAUGUGAUAGUCACUAAAAACACACCUCCCAUACAGAACAGGACACUUUUAAUCUCUGAUUGUUUCAUUAGAAGAGUGAUUCUCAUAAACCUAUUAUGUCAUGUUAUUUAGACUUUCAUGGUCUAUUACGUACACAAUGUAAUGUAUAAUGAACCCAUUGUUUCAGCUUGUUUUAUAAAGGGUUUUUAAAGUUGGUGUGAAUAUUUCAUAUUAUUUUGCCAUUAAUUAGUCAGUGACCUCUGUGUUUUCUUCUCAUUGGUUGUGCAUUAUGACUCAUAUUUGAAUGAUGGUUUGAAGCUAUAUUGUUAGAAUCACACAAAACCAUUUUGGAGGGCCAAAAGUGAUUAGCUUUGUUACAAACGAUUGAUUAUCCUGCUAUUAAAGUCUAUUUUGUCAA
This is a messenger RNA of Gambusia affinis (western mosquitofish), 4698 nucleotides long. It is a transcript of the gene wnt6b, whose product is annotated as wingless-type MMTV integration site family, member 6b. Gene Ontology annotation, biological process: neuron differentiation; cell fate commitment; multicellular organism development. The record is from RefSeq and is a predicted model, not a curated record. The transcript has 4 exons. NCBI's taxonomy places the organism in Eukaryota, Metazoa, Chordata, Actinopteri, Cyprinodontiformes, Poeciliidae. The coding region runs from base 596 to 1663 and encodes 355 amino acids. Gene Ontology annotation, cellular component: extracellular region. Gene Ontology annotation, molecular function: frizzled binding; cytokine activity.